AGUAUUCAUUUUCUUAAUUGGUUAUUUUGCUACCGCGUAAAGGUUAUCAACGACAGAAAAAUUUUCAGAAAGUUCUGCUUUCAAAUUUAUGGCCGGGAUUGUGGGUAGAUUUUCAUAAGAUUUUCGCGGUUUCCACGAGGAAUUCAGAUAAAAUACCCUUACGGUACGAACACGGAGCAAUACUUCAAAUCCCUCUGGAAUGUCACGCAACAAGGUUUUCGUGACAUCAAUUACAAAACGGCAUUGAACCUGAAGGAGACUACAGAAAAAAUAGCCAAUUUAUGUCUGAGAGGAACACAUCUCUUGAGACAUCUAAAUAAAUAAAAAUCACGUUUGUUAUGAAAAUCAACUGCCUUGAUCGUUUCGUUAAAUGCAAUUUCAAGAGCGAUAUAGUCUUACAUCACCCUUCCGGGAUUCUUGCCAACGAUAAAAUCGUAAACGAUGGUUCAUGUUUGGUUUUCUUGGAGUUGCGAGUUUUUUUUACUGUAAUCGUAUUUUUUUUUUUUAAGUUGACGAGUCUUUGAUGGACAAAAUGCUUUUCCUUUAAGAAAUUCAGGAACAUUCAGCUCUUUUUGAAGUUGAUCCAAAUAAUUAUGGAUCCAUUCAAACCACUGACAAGGCUCAAACGAUUAAUAAAAAUUAGCUGAAUCCUUUUCUAUCCAAUAUCUAAAUUUUAAAACCCUUUGCUCUCAUGUAACGUUUAAAGCUCCUUAUAUUCUAAAAAUAUCCUUUUGUAUACCUGGGUUUCAUCGGGUAAAGGAAAUACUAUUUGGCAAUAGUUUACUGAUCUUUCGCUACCUUUUAUCGCAGCGAUAUUUGACAGAUCAAGCUGUGAAAACAGAUAAUAUUUCAUUAAAAUCCCACCGACUCUUUCAGUAAUUAUUCCCACAAAGUCUAGCUUUCUUGCAAACUGCCUUGAGCCGGUUUUAUCCGAUCACAAAGGCCUUCUUCUGGGAAUAUUCUCCUACAGCCACGCGUGGUAGAAGAAUCGAAAUAUUUCAAGGUUUACAACUUCUUUAAAAUUUUUCAACUGUACCAUUUGCAUCGCGACAGGACAACUUUUUUAAGCUUUUCUAAGCUUGUCUUCAUUGCGGGAUCAUCGUUUACACAAUCAGUUUUCCCUCACAAAAGGUUUGUGGUCUUUCAGUAGUUCAUCCAUUGUUUGCAACCGGCCCUAAUUAGCCACAUUCAUAUGAUUGUUUUCAAUUAUUUUUGUAGCGUGUCUGUAACAGAUCCGACACUGCUGGAAUUACAGCGAACCGUACAAGUUUGUCGUGCUUGUGUUUGCAUGAACUACCAAGCGGAUUAGGCAGAAAUGCUGUAAGAACUAGGACAAAAAGCACAGAACUACAAUGGAGUGGAUUUUUCUGAGAAUUCUCGCAGUAUACUGUACUUUAAGGACGGUCUGUUUUGCCGCAAACGGUGAUUUUACAUCAAGAACCUGUCAGCUACCAAAAUUUACUGGAAAGGGCUAUGUAGCAUUUACUGGAGAAAUAACGAGACUGUUUCUUGAGAAAAAUAACCACAUAACAGCUCGAGUUUACGUGCGAAAUGUAUUUCGCAGGGACGCGCAUUUAGGUAGCGUUUCCGAUAUAAAUGCCAUCGAAAGAGCGUCAUCUUGUGAUCACCGACACAAACUGGAAGACGUGAGACUUUGGGUUGCUAAACGACACUCCAGCGGAUUUUUGACUGCAGUUGCUUCUUUGCCUGUCACGAUGAAUAUGAUAGAUGAAGUCCUCAGAGCACUCCCAGAUGAUUCUUUCGACAACGGCAAAUUGUUAGCUUUCCAACAAGGGAUAGAACCAUGCAACGAGAGUAACUGUCGAUAUGGCGGAGUGUGUGAAGAAGAUUCCAACGGGCGUUCUCAGUGUCUGUGCAGGAUAUACUGUGCCAGACAGUAUGAUCCAGUUUGUGGAACUGAUAGUAAGACGUACAACAACCCUUGCCUCAUGAGAGCGGCUAGCUGUCAGUAUCAGAGGGAUAUCACGCGCCUUCGUUACGGGAAGUGUGGUAAGUAUGAGAGCUGGUACAUGGUGCGAAGCUCGUGA
Pocillopora damicornis (cauliflower coral) is the source of this 2048-nucleotide messenger RNA. RefSeq lists its product as uncharacterized. Gene Ontology annotation, molecular function: protein binding; zinc ion binding; metalloendopeptidase activity. The record is from RefSeq and is a predicted model, not a curated record. NCBI's taxonomy places the organism in Eukaryota, Metazoa, Cnidaria, Anthozoa, Scleractinia, Pocilloporidae.